AUGGCGGCACAGGCCUACAUUCUGGAAAUGGGUGAACUGAUGACUGGCAUCGUGUACGAUGAGGCCAUGCUGACUCACAGGUGUCCUUGGGAUGAGAAUUAUCCCGAAUGCCCAGAGAGGCUAUCAUCUGUCAUCAAUAGGUGUAAAGAGCUGGGCCUCGUGGAGCGAUGCAAGCGUCUCCCGACCACGAAGAUCCACGAAGAGGACCUUCUCCUCUGUCAUUCCCAGGCGCACGUGGACAAGCUGCGGGAGACGAAGGCCUGGGACGAUGCGAAGCGGGAGGAGUUCUGCUCCAACUACCACUGCAUUUAUGUUCAUGAGACCACUUAUGAUUGUUCACUGAUGGCCGCGGGGUGCAUGGUUUCGCUAGCAGAAGCCAUUGCCCGAGAAGAAGUUCGGAAUGGCAUGGCUCUUGUGAGACCGCCUGGUCACCAUGCAAUGAAGGAAGAGUAUAACGGGUACUGCAUGUUCAACAACGUUGCCGUGGCGGCUCAGAAACUCCUCUCCGAGCACGGGCUGGAGCGGAUCCUCGUCAUCGACUGGGACGUCCAUCACGGACAGGCGACGCAGCAGCGCUUUUACGAGUCCAACAGCGUGUUAUACUUCUCCAUCCACCGCUAUGAGAAUGGGAGUUUUUGGCCAAACCUGAGGGAGUCUAAUUUCGACUUCGUGGGCUCGGGUCCCGGAAGGGGCUUCAACGUCAACGUGCCUUUGAAUGCGACUGGGAUGACCAACUCUGAUUUCGCUGCAAUCUGGUUUAACCUCCUCCUCCCCAUUGCCCAUGAGUACAAGCCGCAGUUAGUGCUAGUAUCGGCAGGCUAUGAUGCAGCCCUGGGAUGCCCAGAGUAUCGACCCGAGACGGUGCUCGUGUCGGCCGGAUACGACUCGACCCUGGGGGACCCCAAAGGGGAGAUGGAGGUGACCCCGGCCUUCUAUGCGCACUUGCUGACUCCGCUCAUGGCCCUGGCAGAGGGGAAGAUCGCAGUUGCUCUUGAGUAUUCUAUCGACAGAAUGGAGAGCACGAUCCUGGACUUGAAGUUCGUCCUGCGUCCGUUCUGGAAGGCUCUGUCGCACCAUCCGCUCGCCAAGGACGGGGACGAAGGAGGAGGGGAUUCGUCCGUGUCGUCCCUGCACGUUCCGCGCGUCGUGUUCUAUGGGGCCGGGGUCGUCCCACCCACCGACACUCGCGACUGCUACCCGGUGCAGGAGGAGAUUCUCAAGGCCACUAUGGAGGACAGAAUACAGAUGCUCAUCCUUGGAACUCGCCUGACUUUCGCCCCGGAGAGAGUGGCCCUGGUGUUUGAUAAAGUCAUGAAGCUCCAUCAACCUGUCUCGGGGAAUCACCCAGAGAAUCCAAACCGUAUUCAGAGAAUUUAUGACAAGCUGAAGGAAGACGGACUGGUCGACAAGUGCCGCCAUCUCAAAAGUCGGAAGGGGAAGCAGGAGGAAGUUGCCCUGUUGCAUGAGAGGUCCCUGCUGGACCUGAUGGCCUCGCUCAGCGACCAAACCAAGGACGAUCUGGACAACAUGUCCUCCUCCUACAACUCCAUCUACUUCUGCCCUCAGACGAACGAGUCCGCCCUUCAUGCGGUCGGAUCGCUCCUUCAGGUUGUAGAUAGCGUUUUGAACGGGGAGACGAGGAGCGGAGCGGCAGUGAUCCGUCCUCCGGGGCAUCACGCCGAAGCCGACUCGCCGUGCGGCUUCUGCUUCUACAACAACGUUGCACUGGCUGCCUCCUAUGCCGUUAAUAUGCAUGGACUCAAGAGGGUUCUGAUAUUGGACUGGGACGUCCACCACGGGAACGGGACCCAACACAUGUUCGAGAGUGACCCGAGGGUUCUCUAUGUGAGCCUGCACCGUUACGAUAACGGAGGGUUCUUCCCCUGCUCCACCGACGCCCAUUACUCCUGCGUCGGCCUCGAGUCCGGCAAGGGAUUCAACGUCAACAUUCCCUGGAAUCUUCAAGGGAGAAGGCGUAUGCGAAUGGGGGAUGCAGAGUACCUGCAGGGGUUCUUCCAGGUAAUCCUCCCCAUCGCCUACUCGUUCGAUCCCGAACUCGUCCUCGUGUCGGCUGGGUUCGACGCUGCUCAGGGAGACCCCCUCGGUGGUUACAAUGUGUCAUUUGAGUGCUAUGCUCACAUGACCCACCUGCUGAUGCCCCUGGCUAGUGGAAGGAUCAUCCUCGCUCUGGAGGGAGGCUAUAACUUGAGCAGUAUAUCAGAAUCCAUGUCUUUAUGCGUUCAGACCCUGCUCGGUCGCCCGCCACCACCACUGCCGUCCUCGUUCGAGCCGAAGGAGGAGGCUAUGGAGACUCUGCAAUGUGUCAUCAGGGCCCUGCGUCCCUACUGGCCCGUCCUUCCGUGUCUGGAUCCCCUGCCCGACGAAGCCGAGCUGCUGAAGCCGAGCUUGCUGAAGCCCGAAUGUCGCAUGUCCUGCGAUUCCACCGGGACGUUUCCAGACUCCGACCUCUCUGUGACUUCGGACAUGCUCGAUUCGCUCAUGAAUGAUCGGAUGGUACAUAACAACGAUUCUAAGUGCAAUCUUCUGUUGUUGGGUGAGAUUUCAUCCUGUUCGAGAAUGGAUUCGCAGGACGAUUCUGCACCAGCUGCAGACAGUGUGAGUGACGUUGUGCAUCGCCUCGAAGGAUUCAGCUUCGGCAACAGCGGGAGCUUCACGUCGGGGAGGCAUAUGGCCUGGAUGUGUGAUGACAGCGAUGUUCCUCAUCGCAUCGAAGCAGUUGCGUCCCACGAGCCUUGA
Darwinula stevensoni is the source of this 2757-nucleotide messenger RNA. The record is from the annotation of a GenBank genome assembly. NCBI's taxonomy places the organism in Eukaryota, Metazoa, Arthropoda, Ostracoda, Podocopida, Darwinulidae.